Messenger RNA from Carica papaya (papaya), 955 nucleotides. Its product is annotated as early nodulin-like protein 17. NCBI's taxonomy places the organism in Eukaryota, Viridiplantae, Streptophyta, Magnoliopsida, Brassicales, Caricaceae. Gene Ontology annotation, molecular function: electron transfer activity. Gene Ontology annotation, cellular component: plasma membrane. The record is from RefSeq and is a predicted model, not a curated record.
UGUCAUCGUCUUUCUGAUUCAAAUCUCGGCCCCAAGCCCAACACAGGCGAAGCUAAAAGCAGCUGGCAUCAGCCAUGUCAACCUUAUCUUCACCAUUAAAUCUCACUCGCUUCUCUCUCCUCCUCCUCCUCCUCCUGUUAGCCUUUGACGCCAUCUCUCCCGCCGCAGCAACUGAUCACAUUGUCGGUGCCAACAAGGGCUGGAAUCCGGGGAUCAACUACACUCUCUGGGCUAACAACCAUACUUUCUUCGUCGGCGACCUUAUCUCGUUUAGAUACCAGAAGAAUCAAUACAAUGUGUUUGAGGUGAACCAAACAGGAUAUGACAAUUGUACCACAGAAGGAGCAGUAGGAAACUGGAGCAGCGGGAAGGAUUUCAUUCCUCUCAACAAAGCCAAACGUUAUUAUUUCAUUUGUGGCAAUGGACAGUGCUUUAAUGGUAUGAAAGUCUCUGUUCUUGUCCACCCUCUGCCUCCGCCACCUUCUGCUUCUGUCUCUGCAAACUCUUCCUCUAUGAAUACCGCUGUAUCAAUGGUUUUGCACAAGGGACAGGUUGGUCUCAGCGCUAUAGUUGUGGCAUUUGCUUUAACUUGGUAUGGACAUGGGUGGUUCUAGUGAUCCUGGUCUUAAAUGGUCUUUUGCCUGAAAUCAAUUGAAGUGUUUUGGGUUCAUUUCACCAAGUGUGCUAGCUAUCUUCAUUUCGUUUGUUCAUUAGCAUGAUUCGGCUUAAUAUUGUAUUAGUGAAGUUUCUAAUCCAACUUCAUUCUGCUUUUUCAAGGAUGUACCAUUUUCUUGACAAUGAGAAGUGUUUGAUUUUUAUGAAAAAUAGGUUGCGGAGGAAUUUAUAGAGAUUUGUUGUACUGAAUGGAGUUCUUGAUCUGACUUCAUUCUUCUUCUUCAAGCAUGCGCAAUCUUUGUUUCUUGACAAUGAAAAGUGUUGAUUCAUAUGAAAGGAA